Molecule: messenger RNA, 519 nt
Organism: Tetrahymena thermophila SB210
Lineage: Eukaryota; Ciliophora; Oligohymenophorea; Hymenostomatida; Tetrahymenidae
Product: Bis(5'-adenosyl)-triphosphatase
Exons: 5
Molecular function (GO): catalytic activity
Source: RefSeq, a predicted model, not a curated record
AUGAUUAACACCGCCCUUAAAUUAGGAAGCAUUGAAAUUCCAUAAUAAAUGAUUUUUUGGACCAAAAGCAAUAUAUGUGCUAUUAUCCCUUGUGUUUAAUUAGUACCUGGACAUGUUCUAAUCAUACCCAAGAGAAAUGUCAGCUAUUUCAACGAUUUAGAGCUUUAAGAAGUUUUUGAUAUUGGCUUACUCACAAGAUUUUUGACCAAGGGUUUAGAAAAAUUUUAUACAGCAACAUCUUCUACUGUUUACAUUCACAAUUAUAACCCAAAUGAUUCAGAGUCGUUACAGCAAGUAUAUGUGCAUAUCAUACCAAGAAAACCAGCAGAUUUUUAAAACAACGAUGAUAUUUAUAAAAAGUUAGAGGAAUACGAUGCUGAAUUUACUAAGAAAUUUAAAUGGGGUUUCACUUAGGCAAACUCAUCUUUGAACGGUGUCCUUGAAAUAGAAGCUAACGAGUGCAAGAAAUAUGCAACUUUUCUUGAAACAUUUUAGAGAGAAGAAGCAGAGAAAUCUUGA